Molecule: messenger RNA, 1340 nt
Organism: Sus scrofa (pig)
Lineage: Eukaryota; Metazoa; Chordata; Mammalia; Artiodactyla; Suidae
Source: RefSeq, a predicted model, not a curated record
AGCUAAUUUUGGGAAGUGACUUCACUUUGCGAAUGGGGAGGAAGUCCUAUCUCUCUCUCUCUCUCUCCCUCUCUCUCUCUCUCUCUCUCUGUCUCGCGCUCUCCUCUCUCUUCUCUUCUCUCCCCUCUGGUCUCCCUCGUCUUCCCUCCCCCCCCACACCCCUUCUUCCUCCCCUCGGCUGCUCCUGCUUUUCGCAUCACACACACUAUAUAAAUAUACGCGGAGAUGCCCAGAUACAUUCAUGCGCUGCGCACACAGGAUACUUGCUCCCGGGAGAUAAGAGCGAACUAGGAACAAUGCCGGGGUCCACGCCCGGCGCCCGCGCCCUGAUUCCCGAGAUACGUUCAUUAAUGCUUUUUCCAGCCGGAGACAAAUUUUGGGGGGGGGGGGGAGUGCAGAAGAGUUUACUCGGGCUGGGGAUAACCUGGAGCUUACUGCCCUGGAAGACCUGGACGCAAACCGAAGCAGACCAACCAUUAAAAAGUGCAUCCAAUGGACAUUCUUCCACUCGGGCCCUCGACUGCGGAGUCGCGCAAACUCCUGGAGCGGCUCACGCAACUACGCGGGCUCCUGCGGUUUCGGACGGACCUCGGCCGUCGGGGGCGGGGACUCGGCUCCCAGCGCGGUUAGCGAAGGGACGCCCUCGGGGCGGUGCGCCUCGGUCCCUCAGCUACUGGAGAGCUCCCGGCUCCGGGAUCCGCGGCACCCCAGGCCACUUAUCCGCGCCAUCUAGGGUCAAACCCCUCGCGCAUACCCCGACCCAAGGGCCCAAACCCUUGCGCCCGGGCGCCCGGGCCAGUGCUGCCUAUGCAGUGCCACCUUUGGCCCCAAGAAACCUACGGUACAGCGAGACGAUCCCUCCAGGCUGUCCGGCAGGUCUCCAGAACACAGCUUGCAACAUCCCCGCACCGACCCAGACCUCUCCCAGCCCAGACUCUGUCGACCUUCAAAUGACAACAAGGCUUUCAGGAGGGAGCAGGGAGACUGCUUCCCACCAGGACCUGACCAGAAACCCGGCACCCUCAGCCUCAUUCUCCCUCUUUCAGGCAGAAAGACCGCCAAUCUACCACAGGAGGCCCCCUUCUCGGUGCUGGGCAAACACUGAGGUCAUUAAUGGCCACCCCAGGCCAGGCAGUGGCUCCCCCUUCUAGGGCUUGUGAAGGCACCUCUGUGGCAAAACAUUGGCCAGUCUUCUCUUUCCAACUCCUCUUCUGCCUGGCAACUACCUGCCUUCACUGCUCUGAUCACCCCAACGUCCCUAGCAUCCCUGCCUCUCUUCUUGGGAGAACUCCAUGUGGAACUAAAUUAAAAUGAGGACUUGUCCUCCUGUUUGAACUGUG